Messenger RNA from Coregonus sp. 'balchen', 8205 nucleotides. NCBI's taxonomy places the organism in Eukaryota, Metazoa, Chordata, Actinopteri, Salmoniformes, Salmonidae. The record is from the annotation of a GenBank genome assembly.
AUGAAAGGGAGAGAGCGAAAGAGCAAGGAUAGUAGAGAGGAGGGGAGAUAUGAAACAGAGAGGAAAGGGUAAGAGAGAGAGAGAGAAUUGAGAUAGAGAGUUAUAUAGAUCGAUGUAAUAAUUAUAGUGAUAGAUGUUAACUGAGAGAUACAAGAGGCGAGAACAGAACUAGAGAGAGACAAAGGAGAGAGUAGAGAGAGAGAGAGUAGAGGAAAACGAGAGAUAGAGAGAGCAGCAAAGAGAGAGGGGAAGAGAGAAAAGAGAGAGAGAGAAAAGAAGAGAGGAGAGAGAGAGUAUGUGUUAGCUGGAGGAGCGAUAGAGCGAGGAGAGAGAGAGCAGCGCAAAGGAGAGAGAGGCACGAAGGAGAGAAGCGAGAGAGAGAGAUAGAUAGAGAGAUCGAGAGAACAAUAUAGUCUAGAUGUAGUCUAUAUCGAUACUCUAUCUAUAUAUCUCUCGCUGUCAUCUGGCGAUAUAAUCUCUCUCUUCCUCCCUGUCUGUCUCUACAGGCUCUGGUGUUCCCCAGUCAGCUGUAUGAGUUAGUGUUUGAGCUCAGGACCACCAGGAUCUCCAUCAGACUCUAUGGAGGAGCACUACUCAGUGAGGACUGCCUACUGUGACAAUACACACACCUCUUUAAUCAGAUCUAAUCGCUUUUAUCAGCCUCUCACAGUGCAACACAACACCAUUAUUGACACUCAGGGAAACGUCUGUUGUGAUUGUGUUGAUAAGCUGCUCUACUGCCACUUCUCUGCCAGGGAAACCGCUCGGUCUCACCAGCUAUUAAUAUUUAAUGGUCCUGUCUAGUUCCUGACGAACUCCUCUAGGGCGGAGUACACUUGUUGUUGGUGAACAGUGUUAAAGUGAGGACGUAAAGCAGUGCAUUCUGGAUCCUGUAUUUCAUGUUGAGUGACUUGUUGGCCCAGAAAGAGGCACCAGGUCCAAAUGAUUAGUUUCUACUCUGCUGGGUAUGAUAAGAGGAUAGACAUUCAGAUGGCUGGAUGGUUUUUCUGCCAGUAAAGAAACAAAGCAAUUUAACUGGAUUGAAAAGUCGGCCUGCUAUAACCUUAUUCAAUUAUACAUUAAACAUGUCCAUCUCCAAAUCACAGUGAGAAUAAAUGAUGCAAGACAAUGCAAUCUCACUUUGUCUCCUUUUACAUGGAACAGGUAAGACCAGAACCAGCUCAGGGCUUACCUAGCUAAAUAACAGGUAAGACCAGAACCAGCUCAGGGCUUACCUAGCUAAAUAACAGGGAAGACCAGAACCAGCUCAGGGCUUACCUAGCUAAAUAACAGGGAAGACCAGAACCAGCUCAGGGCUUACCUAGCUAAAUAACAGGGAAGACCAGAACCAGCUCAGGGCUUACCUAGCUAAAUAACAGGGAAGACCAGAACCAGCUCGGGGCUUACCUAGCUAAAUAACAGGGAAGACCAGAACCAGCUCAGGGCUUACCUAGCUAAAUAACAGGGAAGACCAGAACCAGCUCAGGGCUUACCUAGCUAAAUAACAGGGAAGACCAGAACCAGCUCAGGGCUUACCUAGCUAAAUAACAGGGAAGACCAGAACCAGCUCAGGGCUUACCUAGCUAAAUAACAGGGAAGACCAGAACCAGCUCGGGGCUUACCUAGCUAAAUAACAGGGAAGACCAGAACCAGCUCAGGGCUUACCUAGCUAAAUAACAGGGAAGACCAGAACCAGCUCAGGGCUUACCUAGCUAAAUAACAGGGAAGACCAGAACCAGCUCAGGGCUUACCUAGCUAAAUAACAGGGAAGACCAGAACCAGCUCGGGGCUUACCUAGCUAAAUAACAGGGAAGACCAGAACCAGCUCAGGGCUUACCUAGCUAAAUAACAGGGAAGACCAGAACCAGCUCAGGGCUUACCUAGCUAAAUAACAGGGAAGACCAGAACCAGCUCAGGGCUGACCUAGCUAAAUAACAGGGAAGACCAGAACCAGCUCAGGGCUUACCUAGCUAAAUAACAGGGAAGACCAGAACCAGCUCAGGGCUUACCUAGCUAAAUAAGACAGAAAUAAUAAUUGAACGCUUUAAUACUUUUUGUCACAGGGUAUUAAGAGGUCUGUAUUCAGUCUGCCGUGUUUUACAGUAUUACAUGAUGAGGACAGCAAGGCGUGACUGUACAGUCCCCCCUCUGAUGGAGGGAGGGAGAGAUGGAGGGCUGGAGGGAGAGAUGGAGGGCUGGAUGGAAGGAGGGCUGGAUGGAAGGAGGGCUGGAUGGAUGGAGGGCUGGAUGGAUGGAAGGAGGGCUGGAUGGAUGGAAGGAGGGCUGGAUGGAUGGAAGGAGGGCUGGAUGGAAGGAGGAACCCUCCUGAGAAAGAUAAACAGGGAAGAAAGGAUCACCCCUUAACAGCAGAAGGCUGUAGGCAGCAGGGGUGAAGAUACAGGAUUCAUCCCAAAUGGUACCCUAUUCCCUACAUAGUGCACUACUUUUGACCAGGACCCAUAGAGCUGUGGUCAAAAGUAGCACACCAUAUAGGGAAUAGGGUGGCAUUUGGAACACACACACACACACACACACACUGUUCCUCUACUGUCUGUUGAGCAUCAGCCGGGGUGGGAACAGAGCCACAGAUGUACUAUAUAGUUGUAAAUAUGGUAUUCUACUGCAUCUGUCCAAGGCUCUGUGUGGGCUGGGGUCAUCAGAAGGGCUCACUACCUCAUAAUGAGGAGGAGGUGUGCACUACCCUGGUACCAUGUUAACAUCGGCCAACAUGCUAGUCUAAUGCCACGUCUAUGAAGAAGGAAUUGUAGCUGAGAGAUUUAGUUGUCUGGAUCUGUUCUGACGUGAACCUAUGUAGACCUAACCAUGUGGAAGGCUGGCUACACUAGACUACUGUAGUCCUGAACCUAAUGCUAAACAUCCCUCUCUCUCUCUCUCUCUCUCACCAGGUGUCUCAUUGAUCAUGUGGAAAGGUCUCUACACAGCAGAGAAGGCCAUCAUCCAGUGGACCCUGCUGACAGAGGCCUGCCUGUUCGCUGUCCAGUUCCUGGGUGAGGGAUCCAUUGUUCCGUCUUCGACUGUCCAUUUACUGACAAGACAAACUAACAACUAUGCAGCAAGGAUGCACUGGGCUUAAAAUAUUGGUUUAUGAUAUAUAUUACAACAUAUCAUCAGAGUUUUUCUUUACAGACUAUCUGUAGGUUACAGUAGUAGUAGUAGAUAUCAGCUAUGGGGUAGGGGUAACCAGGUGGAAAGCAUGGCCAGCCGUAGAAAAAUGCUUGUUGAAAUUCUCGAUUAUUGUAGAUUUAUCGGUGGUGACAGUGUUUCCUAGCCUCAGUGCAGUGGGUAGCUGGGAGGAGGUGCUCUUAUUCUCCAUGGACUUUACAGUGUCCCAAAACCUUUUGGAGUUAGUGCUACAGGAUGCAAAUUUCUGUUUGAAAAAGCUAGCCUUUGCUUUCCUAACUGCUUGUGUAUAUUGGUUCCUGACUUCCCUGAAAAGGUGCAUAUCGCAGGGGCUGUUCGAUGCUAAUGCAGUACGCCACAGGAUGUUUUUGUGCUGGUCAAGGGCAGUCAAGUCUGGGGUGAACCAGGGGCUAUAUCUGUUCUUAGUUCUGAAUUUUUUGAAUGGGGCGUGCUUAUUUAAGAUGGAGAGGAAAGCACUUUUGAAGAACAUCCAGGCAUCCUCUACUGAUGGAAUGAGGUCAAUAUCCAUCCAGGAUACCUGGGCCAGGUCAAUUAGAAAGGCCUGCUCGCUGAAUUGUUUUAGGGGCGUUUCACUGCGGACCCAUUACGGACGCAGGCAAUGAGGCAGUGAUCGCUGAGAUCCUGGUUGAAGACAGCGGAGGUGUAUUUAGAGGGUAUAUUUUUCAGGAUGAUAUCUAUGAGGGUGCCCAUGUUUACGGAUUUAGGGUUGUACCUGGUAGGUUCCUUGAUGAUUUGUGUGAGAUUGAGGGCAUCUAGUUUAGAUUGUAGGACAGCCGGGGUGUUAAGCAUAUCCCAGUUUAGGUCACCAGGCAGUACGAACUCUGAGGAUAGAUGGGGGGCGAUCAGUUCACAUAUGGUGUCCAGGGCACAGCUCGGGCUGAGGGGGGUCUGUAGCAAGCGGCAACAGUGAGAGACUUAUUUCUGGAAAGGUGGAUUUUUAGAAGUAGAAGCUCAAACUGUUUGGGCACAGACCUGGAUAGUAUGAUACAGCUCUGCAGGCUAUCUCUACAGUAGAUUGCAACUCCGCACCCUUUGGCAGUUCUAUCUAGACGAAAAUGUUGUAGUUCGGAAUGGAAAUUUCAGAAUUUUUGGUGGCCUUCCUAAACCAAGAUUCAGACACUGCUAGACCAUCAGGGUAGGCGGAGAGGCUUCUGAUGUUAACAUGCAAGAAACCAAGGCUUUUGCGGUUACAGAAGUCAACAAAUGAUAGCGCCUGGGGGGUAGGAGUGAUACUGGGGGCUACAGGGCCUGGGUUAACCUCUACAUUACCAGAGGAACAGAGGAGGAAUAGAAUAAGGAUACGGCUAAAGGCUUUAAGAACUGGUCUUCUAGUGCGUUGGGUACAGAGAAUAAAAAGGACAGAUUUCCGGGCGUUGUAGAAUUGAUUCAGGGCAUUAUGUACAGACAAGGAUAUGGAAGGAUAUGAGUACAAUGGAGGGACACCUAAGCAUUGGGUAACUAUGAAAGAGAUAGCAUCACUGGAGGUACCGAUUGAGCCGGUCUCUGCGUGUACGGGGGGUGGGACAAAGGAGCUCUCUGAGGCUGGUUGAGCUGAACUUGAGGAUCUACAGUGAAAUUGUAUAAUAAGAACUAACCCAAACAGCAAAUGGCUAGGCAUAUUGACAUGGGAGAGAGGCAUAAUGCAAUCAUAGGUGUUAUUCGAGAGGGCUAAGAGAACAACUGGUAAUGGCGACGAAAGUUUGGGCUGAGGCUAAACAGAUAAACAGGACAGAUAAACUGGAUGGGGGUACCAUGUAAAGGAACAGUCCAGCAGGCAUUAGCUGUGUAGUUGAGUGAUCAUAAGGUCCAGUGAACAGCACUAAGUAAGUCCGGGAGCAGAUCGUAGGCUGCUAAAGUACAGGCGAGCAGGAGGCACGGCUGUUGAUUGCGCGUGCUAGCGGGCCGGGGCUAGCAGAUGGAUCUUCGUGGUCGUCGCAACGGGAAGCCUGUUGAAACCACAUCAGACGAUUAUGUCGGCAGACCAGUCGUGAUGGAUCGGCGGGGCUCCGUGUCAACACUAGGAGGUCCCGUCCGGUUGACAGAGAGGUAGAUAGCCGGGAGAUGGGCCUGGCUCGAGGCUAGCUCAAGGCUAACUGGUGCUUGUUUUGGGACAGUGGUGAUUAGCCAACAACAACAACAGCCAUUAGGUUGCAGCUAGCUAGUUGCGAUGAUCCUGUUGUUAAGGUCCAGUGAUUCCGGUAGAAAAUCAGAUAUGCUCUGGGUCGAUAGCACGCUGUGCAGACUGGCCGAUAAUUGUCCAGGCUAGAGCUGGCUGGUAGGUAGUGCAGGCCACGGACAGUGGUGAAGACCGCUAACGGUGGCUAAUAGCAAGUAGCUAGUUAGCUGGCUAGCUGGCUAAUUUCAAAAAUAAAGAAAUAAUGGUAUCCGUUCCACAUUGGGUGAGGUGGAUCAGUUGGUUACAGUAACAGUAGUGUCUAUGAUCAGUUGGUUACAGUAACAGUAAUGUCUAUGGUCAGUUGGUUACAGUAACAGUAGUGACUAUGAUCAGUUGGUUACAGUAACAGUAGUGUCUAUGAUCAGUUGGUUACAGUAACAGUAGUGACUAUGAUCAGUUGGUUACAGUAACAGUAGUGUCUAUGAUCAGUUGGUUACAGUAACAGUAGUGUCUAUGAUCAGUUGGUUACAGUAACAGUAGUGACUAUGAUCAGUUGGUUACAGUAACAGUAAUGUCUAUGAUCAGUUGGUUACAGUAACAGUAGUGUCUAUGAUCAGUUGGUUACAGUAACAGUAGUGUCUAUGAUCAGUUGGUUACAGUAACAGUAAUGUCUAUGAUCAGUUGGUUACAGUAACAGUAGUGUCUAUGAUCAGUUGGUUACAGUAACAGUAAUGUCUAUGAUCAGUUGGUUACAGUAACAGUAGUGUCUGAUCAGUUGGUUACAGUAACAGUAGUGUCUGAUCAGUUGGUUACAGUAACAGUAGUGUCUAUGAUCAGGUGGUUACAGUAACAGUAAUGUCUAUGAUCAGUUGGUUACAGUAGUAGUGUCUAUGAUCAGUUGGUUACAGUAACAGUAGUGUCUAUGAUCAGGUGGUUACAGUAACAGUAAUGUAUAUGAUCAGUUGGUUACAGUAACAGUAGUGUCUGAUCAGUUGGUUACAGUAACAGUAGUGUCUAUGAUCAGUUGGUUACAGUAACAGUAAUGUCUAUGAUCAGUUGGUUACAGUAACAGUAGUGUCUAUGAUCAGUUGGUUACAGUAACAGUAAUGUCUAUGGUCAGUUGGUUACAGUAACAGUAAUGUAUAUGAUCAGUUGGUUACAGUAACAGUAAUGUCUAUGAUCAGUUGGUUACAGUAACAGUAAUGUCUAUGGUCAGUUGGUUACAGUAACAGUAGUGUCUAUGAUCAGUUGGUUACAGUAACAGUAAUGUAUAUGAUCAGUUGGUUACAGUAACAGUAAUGUCUAUGAUCAGUUGGUUACAGUAACAGUAAUGUCUAUGAUCAGUUGGUUACAGUAACAGUAAUGUCUAUGAUCAGUUGGUUACAGUAACAGUAAUGUCUAUGGUCAGUUGGUUACAGUAACAGUAGUGUCUAUGAUCAGUUGGUUACAGUAACAGUAGUGUCUGAUCAGUUGGUUACAGUAACAGUAGUGUCUAUGAUCAGUUGGUUACAGUAACAGUAAUGUCUAUGAUCAGUUGGUUACAGUAAUGUCUAUGAUCAGUUGGUUACAGUAGUAGUAGUGUAUAUGAUCAGUUGGUUACAGUAAUGUCUAUGAUCAGUUGGUUACAGUAACAGUAAUGUCUAUGGUCAGUGUAUUUAGAGAGGGACUGAGAGUCCAGGCGAGUCCAUGUUGUCUCCUCCAGUCUCCUCUAACACAUCAAUAAGAGACAUUCACACAUCAGUGGAAAAUCAAUCUCUGUUCAGUCCUGCAGUGUUGUCUGAAGUAAAGUCUGGGGCCGUGUGUACUGUAUCUAGCGUCUCAGAGUAAAGAGUUCUGAUCUGGGAUCAGUUUAACCUUUUAGAUCAUAAUGAAUAACAUUACAUGGACGGGGACCAGGAGCCGUAUGUACUGUAUCUAGCAUCUCAGAGUAAAGAGUUCUGAUCUGGGAUCAGUUUAACCUUUUAGAUCAUAAUGAAUAACAUUACGGGGACCAGGAGCCGUAUGUACUGUAUCUAGCAUCUCAGAGUAAAGAGUUCUGAUCUGGGAUCAGUUUAACCUUUUAGAUCAUAAUGAAUAACAUUACAUGGACGGGGACCAGGAGCCGUAUGUACUGUAUCUAGCGUCUCAGAGUAAAGAGUUCUGAUCUGGGAUCAGUUUAACCUUUUAUAUAAUAAUGAAUAACAUUACAUGGACGGGGACCAGGAGCUGUAUGUACUGUAUCUAGCGUCUCAGAGUAAAGAGUUCUGAUCUGGGAUCAGUUUAACCUUUUAGAUCAUAAUGAAUAACAUUACAUGGACGGGGACCAGGAGCCGUAUGUACUGUAUCUAGCAUCUCAGAGUAAAGAGUUCUGAUCUGGGAUCAGUUUAACCUUUUUUGAUUGUAAUGAAUAAGAUUACAGAGACAUCGAGGAAUCUGAUCCUAGAUCAUCACUCCUACUCUGAGAGGCUUGAUACAUAUGAGCCCUGAAGUGAACUGCAGCAUAAGGGUGUCUGACACUGAGAUUGAAGUGCCAUCUAGUGGUCAAGAUGAUCACACAUAUUUGAGUGCAGAUAUUUCAUCGGUGUAGGUUUGCGUACCAAAUGUCACUUUAUCCCCUAGAUCAGUGUUGGGUAAAACACGUGUAGCGGUUAAAGGCAUUGGGCCAGUAACUGAAAGGUCGCUGGUUCGAAUCCCUUUUAGCCGACUAGGUGAAAAUUCUGCCGAUGUGCCCUAGAGCAAGGUACUUAACCCUAAUUGUAAAAUGUGUGUGUGUCUCCUCUCUCAUUGCAGUGACCACCAUCACCCUGGUGGAGCUGGGUCUGCUGUCCAACUCUGCCAUCGUGCUCCUCCUCAGUGAAGUCCUCUUCCUCAUCAUCACACUCCUCUACUACUACCACCUGGGCCGCAGGACCAAGAAGACCCAGAACCAUACACAUAGUUCUGAUUAG